This is a messenger RNA of Diatraea saccharalis (sugarcane borer), 1818 nucleotides long. The record is from the annotation of a GenBank genome assembly. NCBI's taxonomy places the organism in Eukaryota, Metazoa, Arthropoda, Insecta, Lepidoptera, Crambidae.
ACUCCUAAGUGCCAUUAUAACUUACAAAUUUUCAAAAUUAUAACAUUCACUAGAGCUCAGUGUUAAAGAGUAACACUAAAAAUCAUAUACAUACAAUCUAGAGAAUAAAAAAAUGUAAUAAUUUUUCAGGUUUCAAAAAUGGAUUCUACUGUCAUUAAACAAGAAGCUAACAUUGAAGAAUUCAAAACGGAAAUGAAAAUUAAAGUUGAACCGUUUGAUGAAUACGACAACACUUCCAAUAUAGUUUACGAUCAAAACAUAAAAAUAAAAGCAGAACCGUUUGAUGAAUACGAAACCACCACUGGUACUGUCUACAAUGAAAACGUAAAUAUAAAAGUAGAACCAUUUGAUGAAUAUAAAAAAGUUACUAAUUCCGUCUGCAAACAAAGUGUAAAAAUUGAGAGACCUAAAAAUUUUCAUAAGUCAACUUAUCAAAACUAUGUGACACCAGCAAGAAGAAAUUCACAAAUGAAUUAUAUGCAUGGUAAUAUAAUACAUGGUAUACAAGAGAUAAGCAAUAAUUAUCACACAUAUUUUUUUAACAAUAACACUAGAAAUACCUAUGGACUAAACAACAGUUAUGGACUAAACUAUAGUUAUGGACUAAACAACAAUUAUAGACAAAACAACAGUUAUAGACAAAAUAUUCAUAGAUUGAACAUCAAUCAUAGGCCAAACAACCAUGUCAUUAAUAGACAUCCUGCUCCAAAGAGAGCUGAGACUUGUCCAGUUUGUUCCAAGAGCUUCAAAAGUAUGGUUGCUUUAAAUCAACACCUAAAAAGUGUACAUGUUCCAAGACUCGACUCACCUACCUUCGAAUGUCUAGAUUGUAAGAAAAAAUACAAAUCAUGUAAGCUAUUACAGGAACACAAAAUAUCGGUGCAUUCCUUCAGCCUAUGUGGUACAGCUAAUGAAGAAUUGAAAAAGGGUUUAAGUAAUAUAAAGUGUGAUGAAGUACACUAUUUAGAAAAUGUAAAAAAGGAAAAAUGCAAUGAAGUACAAUGUUUAGAAAAUGUUAAAAGUGAAAAAUGUGAUGAAGUACACUGUUUAGAAAAUGUAAAAAGUGAAAACUGUGAUGAAGUACACUGUUUAGAAAAUCUAAAAAGUGAAAACUGUGAUGAAGUACACUGUUUAGAAAAUGUAAAAAGUGAAAAAUGUGAUGAAGUACACUGUUUAGAAAAUAUAAAAAGUGAAAGUUGCGAGGAAGUACACUAUUUAGAAAAUGUUAAAAGUGAAAAAUGUGAUGAAGUGUUACAAAAUAAUGACUCCUUGCUGAAUGAUAUAAAACUAUACCAAGAGUGUAUAAAAGUUGAAAUGGAAGAUUAUGAAAGUGAUCUUUAGGAAUAGAAGGCAGUGAAGAGAAAAUUUGUUAUAGAACUUUUCUAUUUUUAUAUGAUGUAAAUGAACAUUUUUAUUUUAUUUUUAAGUUUCCUUAGUGCCGCAAUACACUCAAUAGACUAGGUUUUAACAAGACUUGAUUUUUAUUAAUAUAUAAAAAUUUAAUAAAAAAUAUAAAGUACCACAUUUUAAACCCAAACUUUUUAUUGUAAUACAAUAUAAUAUAUACAAUACCUUAUACAUUAUCCUCCCAAUACUAAAAAUAGGAUAAAAAAAAAAUGUAUUUAAUCCAUAACCCAUAUAAUUAUAAAUAAGGUCAAUUUAUAAUAUGUUACCCAAGAUUUGGCUGUAUAGCUUAAUUCCUUCGCCUGUUCCAUGGACGAAACUACUACUACUUAUAAUCUGUCUCUCACAUAGAGUCUCUCAUUAGAAAAUAAAUAAGGGUCACUUCGCCUGUUCGCGUCCAGUACUUCAAUAUUU